GGAGAAAUAAAACUUUGCCAGGGUAGCUGAUGAGUUAUUAAAAAGAGAAAGAAAAGGAAGACCAAACAUUGACAGUCUUAAUUGCUUUUUUGUUAUUAGAGCCAGAAAUCAAAUAAAUCAGAUACGCAGCUCUCCCUCUGGCACGAUUGAUGCUCUGCUCGUCAUUAUCAAAACAUUGUUAAAUGGCUGUGUCACGACCCCGCGCCGUAAUCCCUUACACAUUUGACCCGGAGUCUGACCCAGAGACAGAAGAUACUGUCGCAAGUGAAACACCUCCACAACAAAGACUGCUGCAGGACGCCUCAGAAUGGUGCACUUGUGGGAACUGCAUGACGAUGCCCACAGAAGGGGAGAACGUCUGCUGUAGAGAAACACUUAAGGUUAUCCGAAGAAUGAAUGAACUUCCGGACACACCAACAUGCAUGAUCUACCAUCCAGGCCUGGAGCCUAACUGCUUGAACCCAUACACACUGCAGAACAUGAACAACAUCUACCGGGCAGACUAUGGGCCUUUGCGGGGAAGAACAAUACACGAUCGCUACCGGCAUUUAGCAUACCGCAGCUUUGUCAGCUGGUGCUGGGGAUAUUUGGGACGACGUGUACGAGUUGUCAUCUCGUCGUGUGUCGUGUGCCGGAUACGCCAGGAGUUUCCUGAUCUGGCUGGACAAUAUGUUGGCUUCCGCCCACCCCUUGACUGA
Molecule: messenger RNA, 698 nt
Organism: Solea solea (common sole)
Lineage: Eukaryota; Metazoa; Chordata; Actinopteri; Pleuronectiformes; Soleidae
Product: P2X purinoceptor 7-like
Exons: 4
Coding region: 183-698 (171 amino acids)
Source: RefSeq, a predicted model, not a curated record